AUAUUGCAGGUUGCAGUGGCUGCCCAGUUGGUCCGUUCACUCUGUUGCCUGGGGAGAAAGAAGUGUCGCAGAUCAUGGCUCCUUGGCCUGAGGUAGACAAGCCUGAAACCAAUAAUUAUAUUGGUGAUUCCUCCAAACAAAACCAGAACAUGCCUGGAAAAGAAGGAGAAAAUCAUAAAGGCAAUGUGGCUUCACUUGGAAACAAAGUGGAAAUUCAACCUGCAUUUUCCACAAUAGCAUUGAUAGAUGAGACAAGGCAAGAAGAAGACCCAUGGGCUUUGCCAGAACUGCAGGACACUGGAGUCAAGUGGUCAGAACUGGAUAGAAAGGGAAAAAUCAUUCGUGUACUCUACGGGAUAGGAAAGUUUAUUAUGCUGCUUUGUUUACUCUACUUGUUCGUGUGUUCUCUGGAUGUACUGAGCUCGGCUUUUCAACUAGUAGGAGGUAAAGCAGCAGGGGACAUUUUUAAAGAUGACUCAGUGCUCUCUAAUCCUGUUGCGGGGCUGGUGAUAGGAGUUCUGGUGACUGUGAUGGUCCAGAGCUCCAGCACUUCUUCAUCCAUCAUUGUCAGCAUGGUGUCCUCUACACUGCUGACUGUACAAUCAGCUAUCCCUAUCAUUAUGGGGGCAAACAUUGGCACCUCAGUUACAAACACAAUUGUGGCGCUCAUGCAAGCCGGGGACAGGAAUGAAUUUAGAAGGGCCUUUGCUGGGGCAACAAUUCAUGAUUUCUUUAACUGGCUUGCUGUGUUUGCAUUGUUGCCCAUUGAAGUCAUUACUGGCUAUCUUUACCAUCUCACCAACGUUAUAGUUGAGUCCUUUCAUCUUGAAAGUGGUGAAGAUGCCCCUGAGCUACUAAAAGUCAUCACAGACCCUUUUACAAAGCUCAUCAUUGAGCUUGAUAAAUCUGUAAUAAAUGCAAUCGCUACCAAUGAUGAAUCAGCAAAAAACAAAAGCCUGGUAAAGAUUUGGUGCGUAACUGAAACCAAUGUGACACUGCAGAAUGUAACACUUCCACCUUCGGAGAACUGCACCUCUCCUGAAUUUUGCUGGUCAGAAGGAAACAUGACGUGGACCUUGAAAAACAUAUCUGAAACAGAAUAUAUCACUAAAUGCCGGCAUCUCUUUACAGAAACAGACUUGCCCGAUCUUGCCAUUGGUCUCAUCCUUCUGGCUUUGUCCCUGCUUGUUCUGUGCUCCUGUUUGGUGAUGAUCGUUAAGCUGUUAAACUCUGUGCUUAAAGGACAAGUAGCGAGUGUUAUCAAGAAGACAAUCAACACUGAUUUCCCAUUUCCUUUUACUUGGCUGGCUGGAUACCUGGCUAUGCUUGCAGGAGCUGGCAUGACCUUUGUUGUUCAAAGUAGUUCUGUCUUCACAUCUGCUAUUACGCCUCUUGUUGGCAUCGGCGUUAUAAGCAUUGAGCGUUCUUACCCCCUCACCCUAGGAGCUAACAUUGGCACAACCACAACAGCUAUACUUGCAGCUUUAGCAAGCCCAGGGAGUACAUUAAAAUAUUCAUUACAGAUUGCCUUGUGCCACUUUUUCUUCAAUGUCUCUGGGAUUAUCCUGUUUUACCCACUGCCUUUUACCCGGCUGCCAAUCCGCAUGAGCAAGACCUUGGGAAACAUAACAGCCAAGUACAGAUGGUUUGCUAUAUUUUAUCUUCUCAUCUGCUUCUUUCUUUUGCCUUUGUUUGUAUUUGGUCUGUCACUGGCGGGCUGGCCAGUCCUUUUGGGUGUUUGCCUUCCCCUGUUGGCUCUGUUUAUUGCUGUGAUUGUAAUUAAUAUUAUGCAGACAAGGCGGCCACAUUCACUGCCUGAGAAGCUUCAAAACUGGGAUUUCCUACCCGUCUGGAUGCACUCCCUAGAGCCCUGGGACAAUAUGAUUAUGUCUUCACUCGCCUUCUGUGGGAAGCAUUGCUGCGGAUUCUGCAAGUGCUGCAAAGUCAAUACAGAGCAGGAGGGUGCCAAAGAUAAUCAGCUAAAAACUAUGGAGGUUUAUGAAAACACCAUUGCAAUGGCUGAUGAAGAAAGAGGUGUAAGAAGGGCUCCAGCUGCAGCUUGUGUUGAAAAAACAGGCACAAACAACACAGCCUUAUAGUAGUGGAUCAACCCAUAAUAGCACAGGUAAAGCAUAGGACAGUCAGGCUCUUGAAAACUACCUUGAACAAUGCACUGAGAACAGAGUGAAUGUUUUGUUAGGUUCCUGCAGCCAGUGAUAUAUCACUCAUCAAGGAAUGGAGUCAAACAAGCUUGACAGAGUCCCUAGAAAACCUAUGAUCAGUUGAAAAGCUAAAGACAGAUUUGCUUACAGAGCAUCUACUGUGUGGUACAUUCAUCCAAUGCUAUCAGUAGCAACCAAAGGAAAUUUUGAUGUAGUCCUAUGAAGAGAGGGAUGAAAGGAGUGUGAUUAAUUAGAAACCAGUCAACCCAACAAUGCACUUGUAGAACAGCCUUUCUGGCCUAUUGGCUUAUUCCGUAGAAGUUACUUUAUGAUACCCUAAAGGUUCUGUAAAAAAAAAAAAAAAAAAAAAAAAAAAAAAAAAGAAAACCAAAAGAAUCCAAAUGCUUUCAUUGGCCUAUGUUCAGUGGUCAGAAUAGAAAGCAAUAUUCCAAGUAUGGACAAAAUCUGUUGUCUGUGUGGAGGAAAAUGAAAUGCUGGAACAUACCUCAGGAGCUCUGGGAGUCCUAGUCUGGCAUAAGGGUGUGCAUAAGCCCAUUUAGAGCCCUUUCUGUCUCCUUUAACAACAAGGGCAGGAGCUGCUGUCUUUUCUUUUCUUGAGCUAAAGGCCAAAAAUGAAUUGCUGAUCGCUUUGCCUGCUGAAGGUUAAACACUGGGUUUAGAGACACCAGGUGGCUAUGAAAGACCUUUGUGGACUUGGGGUGUGGUUGCAUGGCUGGUUGUCUCUCUGGAUAGUCCUCCCUCAUCCUGUCCACUGAGUAAUCCCAUAAGCACUUGUCCUGGCACAAUUAGAGGACAGGCGCAGGAGGGAGAACAAGUGACUGGCACAGGUGUGUAGAGAGCUGCCCAACUCCAGGCUGACACCACGAGAUCUCUCUGCAAUUGGGACUGAGCCACAAGAUGGCAUUUAAAUAUAGCAGUAGAGACUGGCAUUAGAGAGAACAGACUAUGGUUAGCGCAGGACAUGCAGCUGCAUUGGCAGGUGAGAAAGGAGUGUUCACUCUGCCACUGUCACCACGUGCUCUGAACCACCUUCCUUGGAAAUAAUGUGAAUUUUACUGGCAAUUGUAUGUAGCAAUCCAAAUUCCAAAUAACAUCCUUAGGUAGUAUAGUCAAUAGCACACGUGGUCAGUCCAGAGGUAGUAAAGCACCUGGUGUGAAACUGAUUGUGCUCAGGUCUUACAUUACUGAUGAUUUAGUAAACGCUUAUGAGACAGCACUGAAUCAUGGACUGACAAAAGGUAUCAUUUCAAUGUCGGAAAAAGAGUAUUUCAAAGACACAUUGAGUGCUUCUGCUGGCCUUUAAUAACUCAGACAUAAGUGAGCAUGGGAUAGUACCUGAGGUCCUACCACUAAUGGAAAAAAGAUCAUGUGGCAGAGUGUAGGCCAAU
This is a messenger RNA of Coturnix japonica (Japanese quail), 3571 nucleotides long. RefSeq names its product solute carrier family 34 member 2 (gene SLC34A2). Gene Ontology annotation, biological process: sodium-dependent phosphate transport; intracellular phosphate ion homeostasis. Gene Ontology annotation, molecular function: sodium:phosphate symporter activity. The record is from RefSeq and is a predicted model, not a curated record. Lineage: Eukaryota; Metazoa; Chordata; Aves; Galliformes; Phasianidae. Gene Ontology annotation, cellular component: brush border; apical plasma membrane; vesicle.